Messenger RNA from Monopterus albus (swamp eel), 5349 nucleotides. RefSeq names its product protein polybromo-1-like. Gene Ontology annotation, molecular function: chromatin binding; protein binding. Lineage: Eukaryota; Metazoa; Chordata; Actinopteri; Synbranchiformes; Synbranchidae. The record is from RefSeq and is a predicted model, not a curated record. Bases 148 to 5082 code for a protein of 1644 amino acids. The transcript has 30 exons. Gene Ontology annotation, biological process: chromatin remodeling; transcription elongation by RNA polymerase II. Gene Ontology annotation, cellular component: SWI/SNF complex; RSC-type complex.
CUCUGGUGGCGCCUUCCUUCUCUGCAAACAAACAACUACCGGUCAAGAGUUUUCAAACAGUACUAGCUUUCUGAUAGUCAUUGUCGCUCAGGGAACUACGUCAAACUUUGCUCAGUUCGGGCUAGCCUGUUGUUAAACCAGCCCACAAUGUCGGCGAGCUCCAAGAGGAGAAGAGCCACUUCACCCUCCAGCAGUGCCAGCGGAGGGGGAGACCUCGAUGAUACUUCCUCCUCUAACGUUACUCCUGGAAGUGGCAGGAAAAGAAGAAGAAUCGCCAGUAUUCCUCCUGUGGACAUGAUUGCUGUAUGCCAUGAGUUGUUCAACGCUGUCAGGGACCACAAGGACGAUCAGGGGAGGCAACUUAGUGAAUUUUUUCUUAGAGUACCAAAGAGAAGAAAUCAACCUGAUUAUUAUGAGGCGGUGUCCCAGCCAAUUGAUAUGAUAAAAAUUCAGUAUAAACUGAAGUCAGAAGACUAUAAUGAUGUGGAGCAGCUUACUGCAGAUUUCCAGCUCCUGUUCAACAAUGCCAAAUCAUUCUACAAGAGUGACAGUGAGGAGUAUCAAGCUGCAUGCAAGUUAUGGGAGGUAUAUUUGCAAACCAGGAGUGAGUUUGUGCAGCCUAGUGAAGGAGAUGAGGAUGAUGAAGAUGGUGACGAUACAGAUAAUCCUGGAAUGUCAAAUGAAGAUGAGACCUCAACUGGCAGCUUAAAGGAGGUGCUGGAGCAACUCUUGGAGGCUGUUGUGUCGCACGCUGAUCCCUCAGGGCGUCUGGUCAGUGAACUAUUCCAGAAGCUGCCCUCCAAAGUGCAUUAUCCAGACUACUAUGCCAUUAUAAAGGAGCCGAUAGAUUUGAGAAUGAUCGCUCAAAGAAUACAGAUUGGAUACUAUAAAAGUGUCAGUGCUAUAGCCAAGGACAUUGAUCUGAUGGCUAAAAAUGCCAAAACGUAUAAUGAACCAGGAUCUCAGGUUUUUAAGGAUGCUAACACCAUAAAGAAAGUCUUCAUCCAGCGGAAGACUGAACUAGAACACAGUGAACCCACUAAAUCUAGUCUUCGCAUCAGAAAUCGCAGGUCUGGCCAGGGGGAUCAGCUUUCUAGUGUCAGUGUAGCUCUUCACUAUGGUUCAGAAAGUGAGGAUGACCCUGUGCUCUCUGGCUCUGUGUGCUAUGACGAGGGAGAGUCAGAAGCUGAGAGUCAGAGUUCUAGUAUGGAGAUGAGCAACCCGAUCUUCCAGCUGUAUGAAGCUGUGAGGGGCGCCAGGAACAGCCAGGGCCAGGUCUUCUCUGAACCGUUCCAGCACCUGCCCUCUCGUAGGGAAUAUCCUGACUAUUAUCAGCAGAUUAAACACCCCAUCGCUCUGCAGCAGAUCAGAGCGAAGAUGAAGAAUGGGGAAUAUGAAAGUGUGGAACAGAUGGAGGCUGAUCUCAAUCUGAUGUUUGAGAACGCAAAGCGCUACAACAUGCCUAACUCAAGCAUUUAUAAACGGGCCUUCAGGCUUCAGCAAAUCAUGCAGGCAAAAAAGAGGGAACUUCUGAGAAGAGAUGAUGAGGAUGGAGACAGCAUUCUGUCGUCUGAUGCAGGGAGCAUCAAGAGGAAAAGCCACAAGAAAAACAUCAAAAAGAACCGAAUGAAAUCUCUGUACGCUGCAGUGACUGAGGCAAGGGAGGCCGGCACCAAUCGACGUCUCUGUGAUCUUUUUAUGGUUAAACCAUCCAAAAAGGACUACCCUGACUACUAUAAUGUCAUCCUUGAACCGAUGGACCUGAAGACCAUUGAGCACAACGUUCGCAGUGAACGCUACACCACAGAGGAAGCUCUGAUGGAAGACAUGAAGCUGAUGUUCCGUAACGCCCGGCAUUAUAAUGAGGAGGGAUCUCAGGUGUAUAACGAUGCUGAUAUCCUGGAGAAGAUACUGAAAGACAAGCGCAAGGAGUUAGGACCUCCACUUGAAGAAGAUGAUGUGGGUUCUCCAAAACUGAAACUGAGUAAGUUUUGUCAUGACAGUUCCAAAUACCUCACCCCUCUCCAGCAGAGGCUAAAUGAACUCUAUGAUGCUGUGCGAAACUUCACUGACCGCCGAGGCCGGCGUCUAAGCACAAUCUUCCUCCGUUUGCCAUCUCGUGCUGAAUUGCCCGACUACUAUGCUACCAUCAAGAAGCCCAUCGAUAUGGAGCGCCUGCGAAGCCAUAUCGCAGGCCGGCCGUCCCCAGCACGGGAAAGGGAGGACUUUGCGCUUAUGUUCAACAAUGCCUGUAUGUACAAUGAGCCCGAGUCUCUGAUCUAUCGGGAUGCUCUAGUGUUGCAUCGUGUGCUGCUGGAGACACGCAAGCAGCAGGAGGGAAGUGAAGACUCCAGGCCUCCUGCUGUGGGACCUCUGGUGCGAGAGCUGAUCAGGAACCUGUUUGUGUCCGUGCUGGGCCACCAGGAUGAAGAGGGCCGAUGCUACAGUGACUCGCUGGCAGAGAUUCCCGCUGUGGAUCCAGCUGCUCCUGAGAAGCCUCCACUUAACUUUGAUAUCAUCAGGAUGAACGUGGAGCGAGGCCGCUACAGGAGGCUGGACGUUUUCCAGGAACACAUGUUUGAAGUGCUGGAGAAGGCACGGAGGCUGCACAGGACUGACUCUGAGGUAUUUGAGGAUGCCGUGGAACUACAACAGUUUUUCAUUAAGAUCAGGGAUGAGCUAUGCAAGAAUGGAGAGAUCCUGCUGUCCUCUGCACUGAACUAUACAUUCAAACACCUGCACAGUGAUGUGGAGCAGGAAAAAAGAGAGAAAAUUCCCAAAGAGAUUGAGGAGGACAAGCAAAAGAAGGAAGAAGAUGAGGAGGAAAGUAAAGAGGGUGGGAAAGCAGCGUACCUACAAGGAGAAGCUUGGCAGUCAGAGAUGGAGACAAAGCAUGUGUACAGUCAGGACUGCAGCUUUGAAAACAGCACCUACCAUGUGGGGGACUUUGUCUACGUGGAGCCGUCGGAGCCGAACCUAAAGCCACAUAUUGUCUGUAUUGAACGCCUGUGGGGUGAUGAAGCAGGUGAGAAGUGGCUCUAUGGUUGCUGGUUCUACAGGCCUAGUGAAACCUUCCACCUGACCACACGCAAGUUUCUGGAAAAAGAGGUCUUCAAGAGCGACUACUACAACAAAGUGCCCAUCAGUAAAGUCCUGGGAAAAUGUGUGGUCAUGUUUGUGAAGGAUUAUUUCAAAAUGCAAUCUGAGGGCUACAGACCUGAGGAUGUCUAUGUCUGUGAAUCCCGCUACUCUGCCAGGAAUAAGUCCUUCAAAAAGAUCAAGAUAUGGGCUGUACCUGGGAGCUCUGUCAAAUUAGUCCCUCGGGAGAUGCCUUUGCCUGUUGUCCGUGUAGCUUCCAUGUUUGCCAGACCUGACCAGGACAAGCUGACAGUUUCAUAUGUAGACAGCUGCAGUUUUGUGGACAAGGAGAGAGAGGAUGUCCCUAUGGAGAUGAGUGGAGCUGAGCCCAGCUGUCACUACUAUGAACAAUUAAACUACAACAACAUGUGUUUUAAAGUGGGAGACUACGUUUACAUCCAGUCACAUGGUCUUUCAAAGCCUCGAGUUGCCAGGAUAGAGAAGCUGUGGAUGCAGAAUGGAAUGACUUUAUUCUUUGGACCCAUCUUUAUUCAUCCUGAGGAAACAGAGCAUGAGCCCACAAAGAUGUUCUACAAGAGAGAAGUGUUUCUGAGCCACCUGGAGGAGACCUUGCCCAUCACCUGUGUCAUAGGCAAAUGUGUGGUUUUCCCUUUUAAGGACUACCUGUCAUGCAGACCUACUGAGAUUUCAGAGGAGGAUGUCCUGCUGUGCGAGAGCCGCUACAUCGCGACUGAGAAGCAGAUGAAAAAGUUUAAGGGUCUGAAGCGCUUCUCAUACUCUUCCAAAGUGGUGGAGGAUGAGAGCUACUAUUUUAGGAAGUUGAUCAUGCCACAGAAGGAAGCAUCACCCUUUCUGGACAAGAAAAUAGAUGAGCUUGAGGUUAAACUGGCUGAUAUUGAAGAUGCUGAUGAUGAUAUGGAAGACAUGGAUGAUGAAGAGGAGGCUCCAGAGACUGUUUCUAUGCCUCAAAUGCAAACCCCACUUGUAAGCGAUAUGGACAUCAUGCCAUACACACCUUCUCAGUCUACUCCUAAAGUGAAGGGAUUAUCAAAAAAAGAAGGGGCCAAGAGGAAGAUCAACAUGAGUGGCUAUAUCCUGUUCAGCAGUGAAGUGCGAGCAAUCAUCAAAGCCAGGCACCCAGACUACUCUUUUGGGGAGCUGAGCCGACUUGUGGGCACCGAGUGGAGGAACCUCGAGGCUUCCAAGAAAGCAGAGUAUGAAGAACGUGCAGCCAAACUAGUGGAGCAACAAGAGCGUGAGAGGCCACCCCAGAAGCAAGUGUCCCCUAGAGCAGGUACCCCAGCAGGGGCACUGAUGGGGGUGGUGCCUUCGCCUAGUACUAUGGGAAUGAUAAACCAGACCAUGGCACCUGUGUCAGGCAUGAUGGGAGCUUACGGCCCACCUUACAUGCCCAUGCAGGGCCCUCAUGAGGGCUUGUUGAGUGUGGCCCCAAUGCCACCUCACCCUGCAGGGGGGCAAUACCUGCCUCCUCACCAUCUGCACCAAGGUAUGCCUAGGUACCCUGGCAUGCUUCAUCAGGGUAUGAUGGGCGCUGGUAUGAAUGGCAUGUCAGGAAGUCCUGCACCAGGGAACUUUAUGCAACAGACUGGGCUAUUCAGCCCGGGACAGCACGCUCCUCCACCAUAUCCAGGACAGGGCCAGUUAGGCCAGCCAUCACACCUGCAGCCCACCACUCCCAUGUUUGUGGCUCCACCACCAAAGACCCAGAGGGUGCUCCACUCAGAGGCCUACCUGAAGUACAUUGAGGGCUUGCAUUCAGAGUCUAGCACUGUCAGCAAGUGGGACCAAACUCUCAAAGCUCAAAGGCGAGAUGCUCAUUUGACCAAAGAGCAGGAGAGCCGGCUGCCGGCUCACUGGCUGAAGAGUAAAGGAGCCCACACCACCAUGGCAGAUGCACUGUGGCGUCUGCGUGACCUAAUGCUGAGAGACUCUCUGAACAUCUGUCAGGCUUACAACCUGUAACCUUUAGGACAUUCCAGCCACUCUAACCAGCUCACUCACUGCUUUUUAUCACCAAGCUACAGAAUUUAGGGAGGAUUAUACAACAUAGAAGCAAUAUUUUAUUAUAGUGAAUUGUGAUCAAUUUUAUAUUUAUUAGCUAACAUAAUGAGCCUGAUAGCUAUUUGUGUGUGCAUUUAGUUUUUUUAUUACAACAGCUGGAUUAUUUGUGCUGUAAACUCAAUUUGUUUGGCUUAUUGAUACUUCAAAAAUAAAAUUGUGAAUACCUUG